Messenger RNA from Rhopilema esculentum, 1431 nucleotides. Lineage: Eukaryota; Metazoa; Cnidaria; Scyphozoa; Rhizostomeae; Rhizostomatidae. The record is from RefSeq and is a predicted model, not a curated record.
AUGAUUUAUGAAGAUCAAAAUGAUACCAGUGGAAUGCAGAAGGUCAUGACUAAGCUGCAUGACUAUGCUCCAUGCAAUGACAGUACAAAUCCAACAGAGUUUGUAGAGCAAGGUGUUGUUGGGGACCAGCUUACUGUUGAACGUGGUGUAAGUUGCCUUUUGCAGCUUGCAAAUGGUUUCACACAAAAGGAAAGGCUUGAUGGGUUGCACCUUGAAGUUGCUGACUUCCAUGCUGGGAUGAAAUUUUUACAGGUUGCAUUUGACCAUCUAUAUUCUCCAAAGUCAAGCUCAGACAAAUGUACCAUGUUUGCAGACAAAGUGUUUAUCAACAGACGCAAUGUCAGAAGUGAUGUAAGCCAGAAGGUAGAAGGUUGCAAACAGUUCUUCAUUUUGGAAGUCACUGCACGUGUUCUUGCUGCUUAUUGCGAGAUACUUGGAAUCAAGGAUGUUGAUGAUGAACCUGAUCAAAAUACAGUUCUUGAUAAUGUAUCAAUGAUGAGCAUCAAAGAAAAGAAAGAGUUGUUAGACAGCCUGUCAGCCAAAGUUGUAGAUAAUUUCAUCAUCAGGAAGGAGCGCAAUGCAGGCAUUGUUAAUCGACAAAUAUAUGAAGACUGGUUACUGGCAACAAAUGUGAAAGAUGAUGAUGGAAUGUAUCUAUGCAGAAAACAUGGCUGUUUACAAACCUUCAAAUUUGACGGGAAAAGAAGAAUUGAACACGAAAAGAUGCAUGGACUCCACAAAAAAGCUCCUAAUACAUCUGCUAUUGUUAAGGAUGACAUGUUCAAUUAUCAAUGUGCCUUGCUCGAUAUUGGCAUGGUGCUCAUGAAUUUUUUUGAUGCUGUCUCCGAGGGUGAUGGACUAAGAGUUGUUCGAUGUUGGAAGUUCAUGCUACUUUAUAUGAAACAAGAUGGUGCCCGCAGCAGGAAAUAUGCACUUGAGGGUCUCUACUUGUUGUUCCAGGUUUAUGCUAUCCUAUCGGAAAGAGAUGCCCAUUCUUUGAUUUGGAACAGGUUCAGCAAGAGUAGACAUGGUCGUGGAGGAAACAUACCCCUGGAUCUAGCUAUGGAGCACUACAACAACUUGUUGAAGAGUGUUAUAAGGAACCUUGGGCCAAAUGCAACAAACACAAGGGCUGUUGACAGAUUCUGCAAGGCACUCACAGUGAACAAGAAGAUGUUGGAGAACUUUGACUCCAGCUGCAAUGUUCUACGAAGAUCUGGAAAGCACAUCAAAGCUAACAUUUCAGGAGACUUGAAGAAAAUAGUUGGGGAAUUGAUAAAGAAUUCUGCACUUCAGGUCAUUCCUGGAAGAAAGUAUAGCUCAUAUGCAGGUGUGAAGCCAAGCUUACUAGAAGAUUUUGACAUCCAUGCAAUGUACAAGUGGAUACAGGAUCACAAAAGUCUUGCAAAAUUGAACAAAGCUGGUCGCUGA